AUGGCAGCUCAAUUGCAACAAUUCCAACAAAAGGCAGAGUACUUUGUCAGCCAAAUUGACAAAGAGCUCUCCAAAUACCCUCAAUUGAACAAACUUGAACAAAACAUUGGUAUCCCACAAGCAAAGGCAUAUGGAGCAAUUGGUGCAUUCGCUUUGUUCACCCUAUUGGUCUUCUUCAACAUCUUUGCCGGCUUCCUUACCAACUUGAUCGGUUUCUUCUUGCCUGCAUACUUUUCCAUGAAGGCUCUUGAUUCUCCUCAACCACAAGAUGACGUUCAAUGGCUCACUUAUUGGGUCGUCUUUGGAUUCUUCAACUUUAUCGAAACAUUCGUUGAUGUUAUCCUUCACUUUGUACCAAUGUACUACACUUUCAAGACAUUGGCCAUCGUUUGGUUGAUGUUGCCUCAAACUCAAGGAGCAAAGAUUGUUUACACCCGUUUAGUCAGACCUUUGCUAGCCCAAGGAACAAAGGCAACAUCUGCACCAGCCGCUGGAUCUGCUCAUGUUCAUGCCGAAUAA
Molecule: messenger RNA, 519 nt
Organism: Meira miltonrushii
Lineage: Eukaryota; Fungi; Basidiomycota; Exobasidiomycetes; Exobasidiales; Brachybasidiaceae
Exons: 3
Coding region: 1-519 (172 amino acids)
Source: RefSeq, a predicted model, not a curated record